AUGGCCGCGUGUCGAGCGCACGCCCACUUGUCCCGAGUUUGCUUAUGUCUCGUGUUUAUUUCCGCCUUGGUGUUUGCUCAGCAGCAAAAUCAACCCAGCAACCGAUACUCCGUCAGGGAUUCACCGUACCUUCCACAAAACACCGGGGACUAUCGGACCUACCUUUACAAUGGCAGAAGGUACGGGCAGCAGCCCAACUAUCUGGACCCCCUUUACAACCGAGGACCUACGCGGGCCCCCGAGAGUCGCUACAACUACGGGGAUGUCACUCCUAGAUUACCAUUGCCAGGUGUGCUGAGCGGUUGGCGUGCAGAUCUACAAGGAAGAGAAAGACCAGAUUCGAAAACUUUGGAUCGAGAUGUUUACGUCGUGACAAAUUAUGGCCAAGUUCAAGGAUUUAAAGUGUAUUUAUAUGACAACCCUGAAGCCAGGCACAGACCUUGGAGCGUACCGGUAGAAAGGAUCACUGCAAAUGUCAAUGUUUUCUUAGGAAUACCAUACGCUACUCCGCCGGUUAAGGAAGGACGUUUUAAACCGCCUCGACCACACAAGGGAUGGCAACUUCUACAAGCCGUAGAUUGGGGACCAGCAUGUCCUCAACCUUACAGGUACACCGGUGUUUUGAAGGGUGUUAACGAUGUUGAUGAAGAUUGUCUUUAUCUGAAUAUUUUUUCACCCAAUAUUGAGUCUGGAUUGGCGAAACCAUAUGCUGUAAUGUUCUACAUUCAUGGCGGAGAGUUUACGCACGGAGCAAGCAAUUUAUUCCCAGCUCAUAUGUUGGCAGCAUUUUACGAAGUUGUUGUAGUAUCAUUGAAUUAUCGUCUUGGAGCACUUGGCUUCUUAAGCACGGGAGAUGAGAAUAGCCCUGGAAAUUAUGGCAUACUGGAUCAAGCUAUGGCUUUGCGAUGGGUAUACGAUAACAUAGUGUAUUUCAAUGGAGAUCCUCAAAGCAUAACGAUUUUUGGUCCAGGCGCUGGAGCUGCCAGUGCUGGUCUUCUGAUGGUGGCUCCAAGAACACGGGACCUUGUGGCUAAAGUAAUAGCACAGUCUGGUUCAGCAUUGGCUGAAUGGGCGAUCAUACCUGAUAAAUAUCGGGUGCAGAACACUUCAAGAGUUUACGGUGAAAUGCUGGGUUGUAGUAUUGAAACAAGUUGGAAACUUGUCCAGUGUUUGAGAGAUAGUCGUAGUGCGAAUGACUUGGGCAAUUCUGAGUUCCAACCAGAUGUUGGAAUAUUUCCUUGGGGCCCAGUACUAGAUCAGAACUUCACUGUACCAAAAGACACUUGGUACGAAGACUGGGGAGCUUCUGAUUGGCAUUUGUUCAAUGAAAUGCCUGAAGAAUCUAUAAAAGCUCGCAAAUUUCGCAAAGGUCUUUCUUACAUGACAGGCGUUACAACACAAGAAGCAUCCUUCAUUAUAUAUGACAAUGAUACAUUGGCGAGAAAUCAGUACACAAUAAACGCACAAAUUUUUGAUCAAAAACUCAAAGAACUAGUUCUGCGGUACAACUAUACACUAAAUCCAUUGGGUGUCUACGAAGCUAUAAAAUACAUGUACACUUACUGGCCUGAUCCCGACAAUGUAAUGUACAUUCGAGAUCAGUAUAUAAACCUACUGUCAGACUUUCACUAUGUGGCACCUUCGGACAAAAUUGCCAAACUAUUGGUAGAAAAAAAUGUUCCUGUUUACAUAUAUGUUUUGAAUACCACUAUUGAAGCCUUGAGAUAUCCGUGGUGGAGACGUGUUCCCCAUGACAUAGAACAUUUGUGGUUAACUGGUGCACCAUUCAUGGAUGUGGAGUUUUUUCCCACAAAACUGAAGUUAGAUAGAAAGUUGUGGACGGACAGUGAUCGAAAUAUGAGUCACUUUUUCAUGAAAGCUUAUUCCAAUUUUGCUAGAUAUGGAAACCCGACACCAUCACAAAUACAUGGCCUGCAUUUUGAUAUGGCUAAACAAGGACAGCUUCGGUAUCUCAACAUCAAUACGACUUUCAACAGUUCAAUUUUAAUAAAUUAUCGACAGACUGAAAGUGCCUUCUGGUCCAUGUAUCUUCCGACAGUCAUUGGACGACUGGUUCCCACGUAUCCUCCAGUCACAGAGUAUUGGUGGGAACCGAAGCAACCUCUUCAAAUUGCAUUUUGGUCGAUGUCUACGGCGUGCUUGCUGCUGGUUGUAUUAUCUGUGGUCUGUUGUAUGCUGUGGCGAAAUGCCAAAAGACAAUCUGAUCACUACUACAGCGGAGACAUCUUGAUGAUGCGAGAAGAUAAUCAUUCGCAAGGAAUAGAGAACUUGACCCAAAGUUCCAAGGAAAAUGUUUAUGAGUACAAAGAUGCUCCAACAAUGAAGUCGCGGGUACCGCGCCAAAACGAAAGCAAGCUUCAAGAGCGUUUAGCUCAGAACCGUAAAUUCAGUUCAACACCAUCGUUAAGGACUAAUUCUAACAGUUCUUUGAAAGAUAUGCGAUCUGAUACUUUUGUCACAAGUUCACCUAAUGGGCAACCAAAAAUAAACAAAGCUAGAAGUCAGAAUUCUUUAUCGAAAAGCAAAAGUAAGACUCAAUUAGUUCAAGGUGUUCCACAAACAGCCGUUUAACUUAAUUAACUGUUAUUGAUCGUUACUCUCUGCAGAGAAUACAAUGUUUGCGAAAAAAAAUGGAGUAUCAUCAAUUUACAACUAUUGUAAAACUGUUGGUAACGUAUUUUCAACAUAGCCUUAAAUAUAUUUACAUUCCGCCCUGAUGUCGGAUGCAAUUAAUCGACAGAUCGGCUUUCCAAUUAAUUGCUCAAUCGAAAUUUAAUCGAGCAGCCCUAAUCUGUCAUAAAAAUUGUACAGGUUUUAUUCCACGUACAUGUAAAGCACCACAGCGAAUUUCAUGCGAAUUUUUGUGCAAUCAUUUCGCCAAGUUUUACUCCACCGAUAUUCCAAUCGCGUAAAUUUGUAAAUAAAAUUAUUUUGCAAUUUUUUAUAAGCGAGUUACCUUACGAAUCACGUAUUUUACUCAUGCUGACAGAACUUUCGAAUUUAUUUGUAUCCUUUUUCUAACAGCGUAUUGGCUAGAUUAUUUCAGCCAGUUGUCAAAUACAUUGUGCCUCACAUUCUAUUUGUGAAAGUAAAUUGCCACUAACGAUGUUAUCGUUAUUACCGUUCUAACAUAUUCUACGUGUGUUAGAGAUGACAAACAAUUGAAUAGAAAACAUUAAAAGUAAGCUAAAUUUUGAUAAUGAUACAAGCAAAACUCUUAAUAUAUAUUUAUAUACAUAUAUAUAUAUAGAGAUAUAUACAUAUACAUGUAUAAAAUUUUACGUGCAUAUAGUGUCUGAUUUUAAUAGGUAUAAGUUGAUAAUUUUUAUGUCAUGCGAUUGCAAGUAAUUUUUAGCUAUACGUUACACACAUACGAGAAGUGAUAAGUUACUUAGCACGAAUUGUCCGUCCAAUUACGAAUGUAUAGAAGUUCGAAAAAUAAUUUAAGUAGUGUAGAGUACAUAUACAUAUAUACCUUAUAUAUUUAUAUGUUUUGUGCUAUAUUCAAUCAUACAUAUAUGUAUACAUUAUACAUCUAUAUAGUGCAAAACAUAUUGAUUUUUGCGAGUCACGUUUCUUUCUAUUGAAGUAAAUUUUUCAAGUACAAAGUUUCAUUUAAGUAAGAAUUUUACCAAUGGUUGGGUGAAUCAAGACGCUCUUGAAUUAUUACAAUGACGUAAACUGCAAUUUUUCCACAUUGUGAUCACAUUAUAAUGCAUCUCUAGAAUAACGUCAACGUCGCGUGCCUUUAGAUAUAUGUUCAUACAUGUACGGCUAAUAUCGUAUCACAAGAAUCAUUGUGAAUCAUAUCAAUAUAAUGCCACGCAGCUAAAAGGACGCUGCUACUUUUAUACUCAUAAAUAUCGUUUAUAAUUCACGUUCAUCACUUAUUAUAAAUAUAAUUAUUUUCACUCUUCAUGAAUGUUUGAAUAAGAAGAAGUAAGCACAAGGAUCAAAUAGCGAAAAUUUCUAUGGUAAAUUUUUUAUAUCUUCAUAGUGUCGCGCGCACCUACUAAGAACUAACAUUUGCUGUAAUUAAACAAUAAACACAAUUCUCUGAGGUAUUCAACAUAUUUAACAAAUCCAUUUAAUCAACGGAUUCUUUCAGGCCAUAUCUGCUGUUGAAUAUGAACUGAAUCACUUGAUUUUUUUUAUACAAACGUCGGUCUAUGUUUUACGAGAAUUUACAUUUUGACAGGAUAUCAUCCAUUAUUACUAAGUUACAUAUAUUUUAACUGUCACACAUGUAUAUUUAUAUCUGUGAAUAAUAAUUUGAGAUUUUCUACCGUGUUAA
This is a messenger RNA of Neodiprion virginianus, 4315 nucleotides long. It is a transcript of the gene Gli, whose product is annotated as cholinesterase. Lineage: Eukaryota; Metazoa; Arthropoda; Insecta; Hymenoptera; Diprionidae. Gene Ontology annotation, cellular component: tricellular tight junction; cell surface; septate junction. The record is from RefSeq and is a predicted model, not a curated record. The transcript has 12 exons. Bases 1 to 2592 code for a protein of 863 amino acids.